UCAAAUAUCCUGCCGAAGAACAAGGCUCCAAAUGACGCGAUAUGAUCAUAAUAAUAUUUCUAUCCUUGUCAUCAAUAUUUUUCUCUUAACAUUCUUCAUUUCUUCUCUAUUCCAAUUCCAAUUAUCAUCAUCUCUCAAGAUCGGAGAAACAUGUUCGUUGGACGACAACAAAUGUGACAACGGGUUGCGUUGUGGGACAUGCCCCGCGAGUGGCAAUACCCGUCCUAGAUGUACUCGAAUUCAACCCAUUAGUCCGACUUCUAAGGUUAAUGGGCUUCCAUUUAAUCGGUAUUCAUGGCUAACGACUCAUAAUUCAUUUGCUCUUUCUGGUUCAAAAUCACCUUCUGGUUCUCCGGUCCUUGGACCGGCCAACCAGGAAGAUGAUGUUGCCACUCAAUUACGUAAUGGGGUUCGAGGGCUAAUGUUGGAUAUGUAUGACUUCAAUAAUGACAUUUGGAUGUGCCAUUCCUUUGGUGGCCGAUGUUACAAUAUCACAGCAUAUCAACCAGCCAUCAAUGUGCUAAGAGAGGUUCAAAAGUUUUUAGAAGCAAAUCCAACUGAAAUUGUCACCUUUUUCAUCGAAGAUUAUGUGACAUCCCCAAAUGGAUUGACCAAGGUUUUUAAUGACUCUGGGCUCACUAAAUACAUGUUUCCUUUGAGUCGGAUGCCAAGAGAUGGCGGAGAUUGGCCAACAAUCACUGAUAUGGUUGCACAAAAUCAGCGGCUUGUUGUCUUUACUUCCAAAUCGGCUAAAGAAGCUACUGAGGGUAUCGCUUAUGAGUGGACAUUCGUCGUAGAAAACCAAUAUGGAAAUGAGGGUCAGAUUGCUGGUUCAUGUCCUACUCGGUCUGAAUCUUCUCCAAUGAACACAACAUCCCGAUCUUUGGUUAUUCAAAACUACUUCUCUACUAAUCCUAAUGUAACUGGAGCUUGUAUCGAUAACUCUGCUCCUUUGAUAUCAAUGAUGAACACAUGCCAACAGGCGGCAGGUGGGCGCUGGCCUAAUUAUAUUGCUGUUGAUUUUUACCAGAGGAGUGAUGGCGGAGGAGCGGCAGAAGCAGUUGAUGUAGCCAAUGGUCAUCUUACAUGUGGAUGUCCAAACAUCGCAUAUUGCAGGGUCAAUGCAACAUUUGGGACGUGUGACAUACCUCUUCUCUCACCUCCACCACCUGCACAGUUGCCGGCAGGCGGAUCAUUAGGAGGUUUUGGCAACGGUUUCUCAAUUCAUGCCGCGGGUCAAAUACGAUGGCUUCAUGUAGCAACUGUUAUCACGAUGAUAUUGCUAGUAUUAUAGGCUAAUGUACCACCAAUGGUCUUUCCUUAAUGCCAUGGACUCGUUUUGGUAAUUCAUAUAUUGAUUUGGUCCAUGGUCUCUCACGUGUGUAUAUAUGUACAUUCACUACAUUGUUGCUGCCAAAUUAUUCAUAUCAUUGUUAUUGUUACUUAUC
Molecule: messenger RNA, 1448 nt
Organism: Erigeron canadensis
Lineage: Eukaryota; Viridiplantae; Streptophyta; Magnoliopsida; Asterales; Asteraceae
Product: PI-PLC X domain-containing protein At5g67130
Exons: 8
Coding region: 32-1294 (420 amino acids)
Biological process (GO): lipid metabolic process
Molecular function (GO): phosphoric diester hydrolase activity
Source: RefSeq, a predicted model, not a curated record